Molecule: messenger RNA, 2025 nt
Organism: Oncorhynchus masou masou (cherry salmon)
Lineage: Eukaryota; Metazoa; Chordata; Actinopteri; Salmoniformes; Salmonidae
Gene: gdf10a
Product: growth differentiation factor 10a
Exons: 3
Coding region: 1-1569 (522 amino acids)
Biological process (GO): positive regulation of osteoblast differentiation
Cellular component (GO): extracellular region
Molecular function (GO): cytokine activity; growth factor activity
Source: RefSeq, a predicted model, not a curated record
AUGGCAGUCUGGUUCGAGUUUACCGCGCACAUGCUUUUUCUAAUGCUAGGUUGUUGUCUUGGAACUUUGGAGGGUCGGACAUUGAGCCGAACCCCAUGGGGCUUGCAGGGACAGGGCAGCGAUGGAACCGAUUCUCCGUUUGACCGAGACAGAGCUAAUCAGGAUGUGGUCUCACAGCACAUGUACAGGCUGUAUGAGAAAUACAACAGAGAUCUGAAACGACUCAGAGAGGGAAACACUGUCAGGAGUUUCAGAGCCAGCCAAGACUCGUCUGACCAGAGGACGUUUUACCAUCUGAACCUGACGUCUCUCCAGGACUCAGAGCUCAUCCUCUCUGCCACGUUUCACUUCUUGUUCGACCGGUGCCCACGGCCAAGGGCCUGGAUGGGCAAACGCUACAAAAUCCCGGCCUGUCGCUCUCUAAACCUCCACCCUGCUCCCUACAUCCACCUCUUCCUUCACUCCAACCCCUCUGGGUCAGGGUUCAAUCCAGGGUCGCAGGUGUCAUUGCUAGGCAACGUGACAUUUCACCCUAACCAGAAAGGGUUGUGGCAGAUGCAGGACGUGACUGUGGCGAUAAAAGAGGCCAGGGAAAAGGGCAGUCAUUUUGUGUCGGUGGAGCUGGACUUUGGGCUGCAGUACCACAGACAGCCAGAGGACACACUGUCGGGGGCCAGUCUACCUUAUUUGUUGAUGUAUGCUGAUGACCAUGCACUAGAUGAGCCCAACAGUGUGGCACAGACUUUACAGAGGUAUGGCCCUGAGGCUGAGGUGAAGGAAAAUUCUUCUCACCCUUCUCGUCUUCCCCCUAAACAGGGGUCAAAGAGUCGUGUGAGAAGGGGGGUACCAUCCCAUCCAGACUCCAUCCAAAACAACGAGCUACCAGAGGUGGAGUACAGGCCUAGCGGAUCCAGGAAAGAUGACCUGUUUGAAACCGCCUAUCACACCCUGAAACCUAUCAAUCCCAAGCAUGGGAGGAAGGAGAGGAUGAGGAACGGCCAGGACGGAGAGGAAGAAGUGAAAGAUGGAGAGAGGGAUGGAGGGAGUCAAUCGCCAGUUCUGAGCUUGGACGAGAGGACCCCAAAGAAGAGCAGCGAUGGAGGGAGUAGGUUGCAAGACAACAUUGAGGGAAGGAGUGAUGAAAGAAACGAUAGAGGGAAGGCAGGAGGAAGUAGGUCACCAAUGCUGAGUUUUGAUGCGUGGACAAUGCGCAAGGCGAAGAAGAGACAGUGGGGAUCGGAGCCCCAGAUUAGGAGCUGCUCUAGGAGGACACUCAGGGUUGACUUUGCCGACAUCGGCUGGAGUGAGUGGGUCCUGGCGCCUGAAGCCUUCGAUGCCUUUUACUGCGCUGGAACCUGUGGAUUCCCCAUGCCCAAGGUGCUGCAUCCCUCUAACCAUGCAACCAUCCAGAGUAUUGUCCGUGCGGUUGGGAUAGUUCCAGGGGUCCCAGAGCCCUGCUGUGUCCCAGAGAAGAUGAGCCCUCUGGUGGUUCUCUACCAGGACGAGGGAGGUAACCUGGUGCUCAAGGUCUACCCCAGCAUGUCCGUGGAGAGCUGUGCCUGCAGAUAGACCCAAAGGACAGAGGGGAACAAUGUUGGACAAGACAGGAUGGAAUGGCAGGAAUUUAAAAGGAAAAAGGGAGAAAAAAAAGGGAAGGAAAAAAAGACACGAGAUAUAUUCAUAAACGGACGGAUGAGUCGAGGUGUCUGUCCAUCUCUUCGUCCCUUGUGUCCCUCAGGCGUUUGACGCUGAGAUAGGUGAACGCAAAGAAGCGUUGAAGAAGCACGUUAUCUGUCAUUGCAGCACCAGUCAUGUCCUCCAGUAGCAGUAGACACACGCCACCACAAUAUUCUCCACAUCUACCAUACCCUCGUCAAAGCAGCAUCACCACUUCAAGGACUACAGGUACUGAGAGAGCUCUCUCCCUCCAAACAACUUUAAUUAAAAUUGUUACGUUCAAAACCAGGGAUGCUUGACUGGCGCUGUGUUUAGUUUUAGUUUUUUAGGCACUGAUCAUGCUUACUU